This is a messenger RNA of Metarhizium robertsii ARSEF 23, 1641 nucleotides long. Its product is annotated as acriflavine sensitivity control protein acr-2. Bases 1 to 1641 code for a protein of 546 amino acids. Gene Ontology annotation, molecular function: zinc ion binding; transcription cis-regulatory region binding; DNA-binding transcription factor activity, RNA polymerase II-specific. Lineage: Eukaryota; Fungi; Ascomycota; Sordariomycetes; Hypocreales; Clavicipitaceae. Gene Ontology annotation, biological process: positive regulation of transcription by RNA polymerase II. The transcript is spliced from 3 exons. Gene Ontology annotation, cellular component: nucleus. The record is from RefSeq and is a predicted model, not a curated record.
AUGGACUCGACCAACCCGCCGACUAAGCCCUGCCACAACUGUCGGCGACAACGGCUCCGGUGUGACCAGUCAUACCCACACUGCAACAAAUGUACUGCCGCUGGAAAGGAAUGUCUUGGAUAUGGGAAACUGUUCCGCUGGACAGGCGCCGUCGCUAGCCGCGGCAAGCUUGCUGGGAGGACGUCGAGUGCUCCUGUAGACGCAGCUGCAAGGACGGCGGCUCGAGCAACAAGAGUGGCCGGAAGGAAGGCUGAUUUGGAUUUCCUUACGCCGAGCAGCUCACCUCCUGCUUUGUGUAGUGACGCGGGAACUCCGGUGGAUAUGUCCAUGUCAGAAUAUCAGGGUGAUGUGAAACUGGUUUUAAGAUCACCAUCGCCAGAGAGUGCUGUUACCAGUCCGUGGGCGUUGGCAGAUCCUCUGUAUCAGGAUAUGCAAUAUGAUCAUCGGUAUUACCUGUCAUAUUUUACGAAUCGAGUCUGUAAAGAUCUUGUAUCUCAAGACGUUCCGGAACGCAACCCGUUCCGUGGCUUGCUUCCAUUGACUAGGGCUCACCCACUCCUGCAGCACAUUAUAGUCGCUGCAUCGGCGGCACACAUGUCGAACUUGGUUCGUGCUCCGCUGGCAAAUCACCCGAAGGGUGUGGACGACGGUGUUACUGCGGGCAUUGAACAAGCAUCGCGUCGCGCACUUCAGGACGCGCUGGUCGCCAAAUCCAAGGCGUUGACCUUGAUGCGUGGUGCGGUGGAAAACAUCAAAACGACUGGGGGUGAUGUUGUGCUUGCUGCCGCUCUCUUCUUCAUCAACGUCGAGUUGAUUGAGUCGGGGAAACAUGGCUGGAAAGCUCACCUUGAGGGGGCUGGGAGAAUCAUGUCCUUGUUACAACCUGAUAGUGUGGCAGACACUGCCUUGCGAGACUACAUGCUGUCGGAUUGCUUUAUCUACUUCAUCCUGGCUUCUGCAUUCAUGCCUGCGGCCUCGUUUGACACCCAAUCCUACUUCCAGCCAUCUCAGAUUCCUUUCAUACUCCAAAGAGCAGCAGCCAACAGCUACCUCUGCUGUCCUCCUGAAAUUCUCACCAUUCUACAUUCGGCCUCCCAGUUAUCCAACGUCUCUCCCGACGUCGCUCCCGAAGAAGACGUCAGGGCAGCAGGUCUAGUCCUCAUCCAGGAAGCUCAAGCCUUUGACAUCAAUGGAUGGGCCAACGAUGUUCGGAAUAUGUCUUAUCUACAGGAUGCACCAAUUCAAAGCAGAAUCCAUGCAGGGUCAGCUCACCGCCUUGCAGCAUGUCUAUAUAUUUUGCAGGCGAUUCCAUCGAUGAGCCAAAUGAACGAUCACGGUCAAGUGGCGGAGGCUCUGAGCCGGGACAUAUUUAAGCAUCUGUCUAGCAUUCCCGACAAUGAUCCCAAUUUCAAGGCUACGACUUGGCCGACUUUUAUUGCAGGGGCCGAGGCUGGCGGUCGCGCUAGGAGGGAAUGGGUCAUGGACAGAUUGCAGCGGCUUGUGAGAUCCUGCCCCUGGGGUUUUAUAUACACCGCUAUGGAGACAUUGCAAGUCAUUUGGGACCUGGACAACAAAGGUCAAGGGACCAAGAGCUGGGUUCAGACUUUAAAGGACCCACAAAUGAACUUCCUUAUGGUAUGA